CUCUGAGACAGUUUUUCUACACAGUUAUAAGUUACACUGUUCAUCUGAGCUUUGAUGAUUAUAAAAUAGGUUUACCCUUUAAUUAAACAAAGUGUUUCAGACUACCAUAAAAAUAAAUUAUAAACUACCAUCACAGAGAGAGAGAGAGAGAGAAAGGAGAUUCCUCUCUGAGAUAAUAAACAUGGUUUCUUUCUGCAUCAAAUCGAUGGUUUUUCUUAUAUAUCACUCACCAGAUCAAGCAGAAGAUUCAGAACCAGUUUUCGAGCUUAACUUGAAGAAGCCAAUAAUCUCGUUCUUUCUCUGAGGGUGGAAGAGGAAGAACAACACAUUGAGAAUGAAGAAGAAGAAGAAUAAUCAUGGUGAGGAGAAAAAGAAGAAGAAGAAGAACGAUGGCGUGGAGAAGAAGCCACGUGGCAGGUUCGUGGAGGAGGAGGAGGAGGGUGGUGGUGAAAUGAUAAGGUGUUCGGGUAAGCAUUGCGGGUCAAGCUGUGGCGGGUAUGUAGCAGAUUGUGUUGCAGUGUGUUGCUGUCCCUGUGCUGUGUUGCAUUGCUGUGUUCUUGCUCUUGUGAAAGGGCCUUUUCUUGUGGGGAGAAAGUGUUUGAGGUUGGGAAAGAAGAAGAAGAAGAAGAAGAACAAGAAAAAGGGGUAUGAAUAUGAUGAUGAUCAUGAAGAUGAUGAUGAUGAUGAUGAAGAAGAAAAAGUGAAGAAGAAGAAUGUUUCUGGUUCUGAUAUGGAUAGUGUCACUGUCAAUGCUGGUUUUGAUGCAGAGAAAGUUUGGAGAGAGCUUUAUCAGAUUGGCCAUUUGGAUUUUGGAAGGGUUUCUUCCUCACAUGAUGAUUAGUAUGGUAAAUUUCAGUUUUAGGAUUAAACAAAAGUUUCAUCUUUUUAUAUAUAUAUAAAUAUAUAAAAAUUUUCCUUCUAGUCUCUCAGAAUGAUAUUAGGUGUUUGUUUUUUCCACAAAAAGUGUAUCUGUUUUGCAUGUUAAUGUGAUGAAGGAGGUGGAAGAGUUGGAAAGAGAUGAUGAACUUGUUUUGAAGAACUAAAAGGGAGAAAAAGGUUGAUUUUGCCCUAAUUUUUGGGAGGUUGAAAAAAUGAUGUUAUUCUACAUGUCUUCUUCCACCUACUUGAUUGAAUUUGAAUGAAUGAAUUAUUAGGGAUUGUAUUGAAGACAGGUGUUUUUUUUUUUUAACUUUGAUCCGUGACCUUUGUCUAUACAUUGUUGUCUUGGUUUUGUGCAUGGGAUCUUUAGAACAAAGGGCGAUGUAACAUUUUGUAAGUAGUACAAUUAGGUCUUUUUUGAGACACACUUUGUUUUGCAGUCUAAUUGAGAUUGUAUUUG
Molecule: messenger RNA, 1339 nt
Organism: Vigna unguiculata (cowpea)
Lineage: Eukaryota; Viridiplantae; Streptophyta; Magnoliopsida; Fabales; Fabaceae
Source: RefSeq, a predicted model, not a curated record